Babjeviella inositovora NRRL Y-12698 is the source of this 1795-nucleotide messenger RNA. Its product is annotated as eukaryotic translation initiation factor 3 subunit D. The coding region runs from base 9 to 1694 and encodes 561 amino acids. The record is from RefSeq and is a predicted model, not a curated record. Gene Ontology annotation, cellular component: cytoplasm; eukaryotic translation initiation factor 3 complex. NCBI's taxonomy places the organism in Eukaryota, Fungi, Ascomycota, Pichiomycetes, Serinales. Gene Ontology annotation, biological process: translational initiation. The transcript has a single exon. Gene Ontology annotation, molecular function: translation initiation factor activity.
CAACCAAAAUGCAGUUGCCAUUCACCCUCGAACACUUGCCGAAGCAGUCGACCGCCUCCUGGGGUCCACCAACCGCGAUCCCAAGCUCGCUUAACUUCCACGACGUGCCAUACGCACCAUACUCCAAGUCCGACAAGUUAGGCAAGGCUGCCGACUGGUUGACGGACCCAGCUGCGGCGCCAAACGCGUACGGUAAUACCGCCACCAAGUCCAGAAAUACUAGAGAUCCGUUCCACGCGUACGGGACUUCCGCUGCCUCCUCCUUUGCCGCCGAAGAGGAAGAGGAAGCCGGUGAUUUCUCCGUUGUGGACAGCUCUACCAGCGCCAAGGUUGCCGCCACCGUGUUGAAACGCAACAGCGCGAACCAGGCCGCAGGCUCUUACUCCACUGCGCUUGGCGCAAAGCGUGGCGCGACCCCGGCCGCGCGUGCAAGCCCAGCCGCCGCACGCGCAGCGCAGCAGGCCACGCAACCGCAGCAGUUCGGUAACAGAAGAAGAUACGGCUCAUGGAAGGACGACUUCCAGGCUCGAAUCCGUGACGCUUCUAUCGACAUCCAGGACUCCUGGGAGGUUGUCUACGACGCCGAGUUCCACAAGUUGACCAAGUUGAACAUGGAGGUCAAGGAGGUCGAGGACCUCGAUUCCUACGGGUCUGUCGCGUACUACAACAAGCAGAUCGAGAGGCCGUUGUCGAACCAGACCUUGCAGGCUGAAGCCAGGGCUGUAGUGAGCCCUACCGCGUCCGAAGAUGCGGUUUUGGUGAAGCUUGCGGCCGCCUCCAGCGGUGCGGUCUUCACCACCGACACCUGUCUUGCCCAGUUGAUGUGUGCUGCCCGUUCCGUGUAUUCGUGGGACAUGGUGAUCACCAAGAAGGCCGAUACCGGUGCGAUCUUCAUCGACAAACGCGAAAACUCGAUCCUCGACCGCGAAACCGUGGACGAAAACACCCAGGACGCGCCGUCAGACUCGAAGGACACGGACAUCAACAACGCCACAAACUUGGCCCAAGAAGCGACCUCCAUCAACCAGAACUUUAUCGCACAGUCCUUGGCUGCGGGCAAGCCGUACUCCAUGGCCCAUCCCGAAGCGCCGUUCACAUCUACCAAGGGGUACAAGUACCGUAAGUUCAAGCUUCCGGUCGGUAACGCCUCCUCUAAGAGCACCAGACACAAGUUGGGCAACGAUGAGGAGGAAGACGCUGAGGACUUUAUCGGCUUGGUGGUUAGAGCCGAGGUUGACUCUGUCCAGGCGACCGGUGAGAAGUUGACCAUCAGAGCGUUGAAUGAGUACGUGCCACCAGCCACCGCACAACAGCACAAGUUGGACUGGAAGACCAAGUUGCAGACCCAGAAGGGUGCGAUCAUUGCCGCGGAGUUGAAGAAAAACAACAACAAGGUCGCCAAGUGGGCUACCUCUGCGCUUUUGGCCGACAACGACUCGCUCAAGUUGGGAUUCGUGUCCAGAGUAAACCAGAAGGCCAACUCCAAACACGUGGUCUUGGCUGUCAACACCUACAAGCCACAGGAUCUCGCUAUCUCCAUUGGUUUGUCCUUGAACAAUGGGUGGGCCGUUGUCAAGUCGUUCGUCGACAUUGUCAACAACAGAUGCGACCAGGAGGAGGACAAGUCUGUUGACCAGAAGUUCGUAUUGGUGAAGAAUCCGAACGCGCCGAAGAUUACCUUGUACAAGGUCUAGAAAGCUAGCUUCGGUUGGUUUACUGUGUAUAGAUGUUUGAGUAAUGGCGAAAGCAAAUUUGUUUAACAAAUGUAGAUUAUACGGAUUUUCUAGAAAUCUAC